ACUUUGUUCACGUUAUUUCACAGCUUUCAUAAAGUUGAGUUAUGGUCUUAAGCAUGUGACAAAGACGUUGUGUUAAAGAAUUUGACUUGUCUCUAUUCCACAUAUUCAUCUUAUUUAAUGUAGAAUUCUUUGGUUUUCAAAGUGACUCAUCAUUGAUGUUGCUGUGCUGUGGAGGGAGCGGUCCUGACUCAGUGAACUCGGAGCUUUACCUGUAAACCAAUGUAAACACACGUGUUGUGAACUUUCAACACGUGUGAAAGUCACGGCUCUCGACUCCAUCUUUGUUUUAACAUGAAUUAUUGAGCCUUUAAAGCUGCACAUGUUUUAUUUCUGGUCAAUAUUCAAACACUGUGACACAGUGAACUGUGAGAGAACCUUAGUUUGUACAGUUACUAAAAACAUUUCUAUCUUUCUAAGUUUUUAUUCCUCUGCAUUUAUCUGACAUUUGUUCUCACUGAUUAUUUCACGGAUGAUAUUUAACAUAUUUAACAGGAUCAGCUUCAACAACAUGAUAAAAUGUUCUCUAAAACAUUUCCCUCUUAUCAAGUCACUUCAGUCUGGAGCUGAUUCUUUACACUCACUCAAAUUAUUAUUCUUUUAAAACAGAUUCAAUCUUUAUUUUGUGCAACAGAGGAAAUAACGUGAACAAAUCACAUCUCCAUUAAAACACCGAACCCUUUUUUAAAUAUUGUAUUUUACUGAAAAACAAUAACAGCAACUAGUUUAUGAGAUUGAAUCUUUGCAGAUUUCACUUGUAAAGUUGUUAAACUGAGUUCAGACGUUGACGCAGCAGAUUGUGAUCGUCCAUCAGAGCGUCAACGUUUCAUCACAAGACAUUUUACUUUUCUAAAUGUUGCUGAUAAUAAUCAUGAAGCAGGACUUUACACUGAGGAUCUGCAGUGUGUGUCUGUAUGAGUGUGCGUGUGUGUGUUUGUGUGUGCCCUCCCCCCCACUUCUCUUAUCAUGACUUCGGUCAUAAACUGAGCCUAAAGCAGCCUCUGAACAAACUGCUGCCUCACACUCGUCCGUCAGCUGCUGAACUUUCAGGAGCUUCACGUCUGCACCAGUGAGUCGUCUUCAGGUGGACGGAGGUGGACGAUGUCCCACAUCCAGAUGGAGACCAGGUCCAACGGAGCCUCCAAACAUCCGUCCGCAGACUCGGGCCGACAGCAGCACGGUGCCACCGUCAGCUUCCACGAUAUUUACUACAAGGUGUCGCAGGGAGGAAGAUGUUUCUGCCAGAAGAAAGUCACGAGCAAAGACAUCCUCAUCGACCUGAAUGGCAUCAUGAAGCCCGGACUGAACGCCAUCAUGGGAGCGACAGGAAGCGGCAAGUCAUCCUUCCUGGACGUGUUGGCGGCGAGGAAGGAUCCCUCCGGCCUGUCGGGAGAAGUCAUGAUCGACGGAGCUCCUCAGCCUCCGAACUUCAAGUGUCUGUCAGGAUACGUGGUGCAGGACGACGUGGUGAUGGGAACUCUGACCGUCAGAGAAAACUUAACCUUCUCUGCGGCGCUGAGACUUCCGUCCUCUGUCAGCGCCCACGACAAAGAACAGAAAGUCAACAAAGUGAUCCAAGAACUGGGACUGAGCCGAGUGGCCGACUCCAGGGUGGGCACUCAGCUGAUUCGUGGGAUCUCCGGCGGCGAGAGGAAGAGGACGAACAUCGGCAUGGAGCUGAUCAUCGACCCCCCCGUCCUCUUCCUGGACGAACCAACCACAGGCCUCGACGCCAGCACCGCCAACUCUGUACUACUGCUGCUCAAGAGGAUGGCGAACCACGGUCGCACCAUCAUCUUGUCCAUCCACCAGCCUCGUUACUCCAUCUACCGUCUGUUUGACAGCCUCACGCUGCUGGUCACCGGGAAACAGGUUUAUCACGGACCUGCGCAGAGUGUACUGGAGUAUUUCUCAGAUAUCGGAUACACCUGUGAGCCCCACAACAACCCGGCAGACUUCUUCCUCGACGUCAUCAACGGAGACGCCACCGCAGCCGUCGGCAACAACGUGGAUAAAGAAGAUUCCGACUCGGUGUCGAAGUCCAGACGAAGUAUCGAGGACAAACUGGUGGAGGAAUACAGGAACUGUCACUACUACAAACAGACCAAAGCUGAACUGGAAAGGAUCAUUCAGGGAAAGCAGACGACGACGACGUCUCGCUCCAGAACCAUCACGUACAACACCGGCUUCCUGACACAGUUCAGAUGGGUUCUAAAGAGAACGUUCCGCAACCUGAUGCUCAACCCUCAGACGUCCAUUGCUCAGAUCGCUGUCACUUUGUUCCUCGCUCUGAUCGUAGGAGCCAUUUUCUUCAACGUCCAGGAUGAUCAGAGUGGAAUGCAGAACAGGGUCGGAGCUUUGUUCUUCGUCAUAAUCAACCAGUGUUUCAGUUCCCUGUCGGCCGCUGAGCUCUUCAUCUCCGAGAGGAAACUCUUCAUUCAUGAGUACACCAGUGGUUAUUACCGUCUGUCCGUCUACUUCCUGUCCAAGCUCCUGUCCGACAUUCUCACUCUGAGGACCAUUCCUGCCAUCGUCUUCAGCUGCGUGGCGUACUUCCUCAUCGGUCUGAAGCCCACAGCUGAGGCCUUCUUCCUCUUCAUGUUCACCGUCAUGCUCGUCGCUUACACCGCCACCUCCAUGGCUCUGGCCAUCUCCGCCGACCAGACGGUGGUGGCCAUCGCCAACAUCUUCAUGACCAUCACCUUCGUCUUCAUGAUGAUCUUUGCUGGUCUCCUGGUGAACCUUCCCUCCAUCUCCAGUUGGCUCGCCUGGUUAAAAUACUUCAGUAUUCCCAGAUACGGCCUGAGUGCUCUGCAGGCGAACGAAUUCACUGGACUGUACUUCUGUCACGGACUCAACGACACCAUCAUCCCACCUGGACUCGCUUGCACGGGGGAGGAGUUCCUGGCGCUGCAGGGUGUGGAUUAUUCCUCGUGGGGUUUGUGGCAGAAUCAUUUAGCUCUGGGCGUCAUGACCGUCUGUUUCCUCACCAUCACUUACCUCAAACUACGCUUCAUCAAGAAGUUCUCCUAGACCUUCAUCAUCAUCACUGUCACCAUGGCGACAUAAUCACAGCCUUAUUAUCACGUCUCUGUUUUGAUUCAGUCACGAAAAUAACAAGAAUUUUCACAUGAACUGGUCCGUUGUUUGUAAAAUGAUUGUUUGUUGUAUAUAGAUAAUAAUAAUAAUGAAAUGUAUUUAUAGAGCACCUUUCAUUCUUUAUUGUUAUUCACUCCGUACUAAUGUGUAGCACUUUUUAUUGAUUGAUUGAUUUUUAGUCAUUAUUGAGACUAAGAUGAUUUUUUUAAUAAUAAAAUAAUUGAAUCUG
This is a messenger RNA of Hippoglossus stenolepis (Pacific halibut), 3325 nucleotides long. RefSeq names its product ATP-binding cassette, sub-family G (WHITE), member 2a (gene abcg2a). Gene Ontology annotation, cellular component: plasma membrane. The record is from RefSeq and is a predicted model, not a curated record. The coding region runs from base 1099 to 3030 and encodes 643 amino acids. The transcript has 18 exons. Lineage: Eukaryota; Metazoa; Chordata; Actinopteri; Pleuronectiformes; Pleuronectidae. Gene Ontology annotation, molecular function: ATP hydrolysis activity; ABC-type transporter activity; ATP binding.